Octopus bimaculoides (California two-spot octopus) is the source of this 1105-nucleotide messenger RNA. Its product is annotated as carbonic anhydrase-related protein 10-like. The record is from RefSeq and is a predicted model, not a curated record. Gene Ontology annotation, biological process: one-carbon metabolic process. Gene Ontology annotation, molecular function: carbonate dehydratase activity; zinc ion binding. Lineage: Eukaryota; Metazoa; Mollusca; Cephalopoda; Octopoda; Octopodidae.
AUGCGCAUAUUGAAGUACAACUACCGGUUAUUGGAAGGUGCCCAAACCUGGUCAGACUGGUGGGGUUAUGAAGGUAUAUCAGGUCCAGAAUACUGGGGUAAACUCAACCACGAGUGGACACUCUGUGACAUAGGAAAACAACAAUCACCUAUCAAUAUCGAUCCUAAGUUACUGGUUUAUGAUCCUAAUCUGAGGCCAUUUAAGAUGGAAAGAAAACGGGUGGAUGGUAUUGUCUUAAACACGGGUCGAGAUGUUACCUUGAAUUUACUGGAAUCAAAGUCCAAUUGUAUAUCAAUACUAACCGGUCCAAUAUCCUAUCGAUAUAGAGUGUCCCAACUGAAGAUACAUUUCGGAACCCUAGAUUCUAGUGGCUCAGAACAUACCAUUAGUGGCCAAUAUUUUACAGCUGAGGUACACAUCCUUGCCUACAACAGCGACCUCUACAACAACUUCACUCACGCUAUUCAUUCUCCACAUGGAUUAGCAACGGUCGCCAUUUUUGCUACAAUUGGUGAUAAACCAAACAAUGAAUUCGAAGUGCUUUCAAAAGAAUUUCAAAAUAUUUUAUUUAAAGGUCAAGAAAGAAAUAUAUCGGAAAUAUUACUAGCUGACCUUCUACCCCAAACGGAACGAUAUAUGACCUAUGAAGGUUCGCUCACACAACCCGGCUGUCAAGAGACCGUCACGUGGAUAUUGCUAAACAAACCCUUAUACGUCACAAAAGAGCAGAUGAGGGCUUUACGUAGACUGAGUCAAAUGGACAUACCCAACAAAUUGAUCGGAGACAAUGUUAGGCCAACAAGACCUCUAAACCGAAGGACGAUUCGAACGAACAUUAACCCACAUGAUGAAUUAGGAGAAUGUACAAUUAAAAGAGAAAUGUUUUAUCAAGAACCAUUAAUUGCAUUCGACAUCAUUCCAAGAGGGAUUACCGAGCCUUGUUAAUCGACAAAUCCUACGGGACUGGUGAACUAGAACAAUUCAUAACAACACACACACACACACAUACAUCCAAACACAAGCACUAAUACUACAUCUAUAUGCAUAUGAGCAUAUAAAGACACCGACAUAUAUAAAUAUAUGAAUACAUAUAUAUUUAUAUAUG